This is a messenger RNA of Gossypium arboreum, 3890 nucleotides long. RefSeq names its product probable LRR receptor-like serine/threonine-protein kinase At5g37450. Gene Ontology annotation, molecular function: protein binding. The record is from RefSeq and is a predicted model, not a curated record. NCBI's taxonomy places the organism in Eukaryota, Viridiplantae, Streptophyta, Magnoliopsida, Malvales, Malvaceae. The transcript is spliced from 14 exons. The coding region runs from base 364 to 1062 and encodes 232 amino acids.
CCAUUAUUUUUUUUAUAAAAAAACACAAAAUACAGCUCGUUAACCAAAUCCCCCAAAUUUCUUUUUUCCUUUUCAUUUCACUGCACUAAAUUCACCCACCAUAGCUACUUCUUUUCUCUCGAUCUGUUAAGGUUUUUGGAGAAACAAAUGGAAGUUGAAGAGAAGGAGAACGAGGAAGAAGCUCUCACAUUUAGAAGAUGAAAAUCAUGUUCUACGACAAAAAGCAUUGACCCCAUCCCCGAAAAGCAACCGUUCUAACUUUUUAAAGUCAUUUUCAGAUUGAGGAAUUUAGGGGUAUUUUCAAGAAGGAAAAUCCUAAUGUGAAGGCUGUAUCAGUUGAAGUGAAUUAGUACCCCUUUGAGCAUGAUAUUGGAUGCAUGUUUUGUAAAUGACUUUGGGGGUUGUUUCUUUGAACUUCUUUGCUUGAAGGUUGGUAAAGCUACGGAAGAGAUGUGGAAAUCCAUGUCUGACGCAGAAAAAGCCCCUUAUGAGGUCAAAUCUGGACAAAGGAAGGUUAAGUAUGAAAAACAAAUGAAAGCCUACAACAAAAAACAGGAAAAUUCUGCUAAUGGCAUCGGAGAUGAUCACGAGGUUGACGCACUGCAAGCUAUUCGGCGUAAGCUCAAAGAUCCGAGAAAAAAUCUAAGGAACUGGAGAAAAGGAGAUCCUUGCGUUUCGAACUGGACCGGAGUAAUCUGCACCAUGCCUCAACCUGAUGGCUUUUUGCAUAUUCAAGAACUGCGGAUGCUAAACUUGAAUCUUACUGGAAAGCUUGCUCCUGAACUUGGCCAGCUAUCUAAUUUGACUGUACUGAAUUUUAUGUGGAAUCACAAUAUUACAGGAAGUAUACCUAAGGAGAUAGGCAAUAUAAAAUCAUUGAAGUUCCUGCUUUUAAGUGGGAAUCAGCUUUCAGGACCUUUGGCCGACGAGCUCGGUUUUCUUCCUAACUUGUUGAUGUUUCAGGUGGAUUUGAAUCAGAUAACAGGUUCACUGCCCAAAUCUUUUGUCAACCUCAUCAGCUGCAGGCACUUUCACAUGAACAACAACUCAAUCAGUGGGUAGAUUCCGUCAGAGCUCAGCAGCAUGCCUGCACUUAUUCAUUUUCUGCUGGACAACAAUAACUUAAUGGGGAAUCUACCACCAGAGUUUUCACAGAUGCCUAAAUUGAGAAUACUCCAACUUGAUAAUAACAAUUUUGGUGGAACAGAAAUUCCGGCUUCUUAUGGCAACAUGUCCAACCUAGUGAAAUUGAAAAAUGGUGCAUAAUGCAGGAUAAAUGGAUUAAUGGUACAAAUGGUGAAGCUCUAGCGCGCAGUGCAGGUUUUUAUUGUGUUGAACCUAUUCUAUAUGUUAUGCAGAGGCCAAGAACAAGGACUUUACAAGCUGUUCAAGUGUAUUUUCAAUCAGUAAUUGCAACCAAAGAUUUUAUCUACUUUAUCUACUGCCUUACAUUUGUCACUUCACAUCAUUGCCUUAAAUGAAUCAUCUAAAUCUGGGAAUUGGAGCAAGGAAGUGAAGCAUGAAGAUGAUUCUGAUGUUCUCAUUGAAUGCCGAAACGUGUACAAAUCAUUUGGAGAAAAGCACAUCUUGCGAGGUGUGAGCUUCAAGGUUAUAUUUUUUUUUUUUGCUUUUAUGUUUUCUUUUAUUCUAGAGGUACUUGGGGGACUAUAUGAGGGUCAUUUCAAGUUAUUAGUCACCUUCAAACUCCCCAAUUGAAUAUUCUCUUUUCAUUAGUGUUUUGGGGUUUCGACGUUCUUUAGAACAAUAUUAAAGGAUUGAAGCUAAGGCUGCAUGCCGUCAUUGAUUCUUAAAGGCCAGUUAUCUGGUUGUUUGGUUCUAAAUUUGAUUAGUUUGGUCUGUUUCCUCUCCUGUACCAUCUUCCCUUCUUUCAGCCUCAUAGUUUUUAUUAUUAAUGUCCUCUUUCAUUGGUGUAUAAAGCGAUGACAUGAUUACAAUAAUUGGUUUUAAUCUAUGAUGCUCAGACUUGAGAUGCUUGGCUGAGUAAUUCUAUGACAGCUUGAUACUGGCAAGAAUUUUGGAUCUGUGUCAAACAUGGUUGAUGGCUGGAUAUAUUGACAACUCAUUGGCUGCCUUGCUGGUAGUCUAGUAGGUGUAAUGGUCCUUGGUUAUCUAGAUCCUUGUUGUCUAUCAAUCAUGGUUGGUAUGCACUCAACGUUUGACAUGAAAAACUGGAAAUUUGGUCCACUUCAAAUUUGAUGUUCUGAUAGCAUGUGUUUUGUGAUAUCAACAAGAAGGAUAGAGAGUAAAAGAAUGUCAUAUAAUAUGCCAUCUUGGUUCAGGAUUGUACCUAGUUCUAUAUUGAACCGAAGCUAUUCUUUAUCAGUCCAUCUCAAAUCAGACUGGACAAAUUGUGUCUAAUGAUGUAUACUUUGAAUUUAGUGAGGAGUGGAAAUUUAGAAUCUCUGAUUGUGUAUUUGAUUGGUUAAAUAGGUGAUGUGUCGGUCAUGCAUGAUGUAUCAUGGAUAUCUAUAAACAAUUUAGAUGUUUUGUUGUUUUUAUUAAUAAACAAGAUGCUGUAUUUGGACUUGCUGUUAGUAAAAGACUUGCUGUAUUUUAUUUAUAUCUUUAUAUUUAAUCUAAUUUUUAUUAUUUAUUUUAGUUUUGAUUCUAUAUUUUAUUUUUAUUUUAAUAUUUAAUAACUUGAGUUCUAAGUUUUGUUAUUAAUUUAUUAUUUUACAUUCUAAAUUUGAAUUCAUCAAAUUUUAUAUUUAGUUUUAAAGUUAAAAUUUUCAUACAAAAUUUAAUUUGAUAAUGAAUUUUAAUAGAAAAUUUUUAUAUUUAUAUCAUGGAUAUUAUUCUCCUCAAUAUUUUGAUAAUGAAUUUUAAUUUUUCAUGACCUUUAUAAUAUUUUAUAAUAUUUUUUUAAAAUUUCAUGACCUUUAGCGGCGUUUGUGGGAAAAGCGCCGUUAAAGGCCAUGACCUUUAGAGGAGUUUUUUAAAAAAAAAACGCCGCAAACUUUUGUGGCGCCAUCUAUAGCGGCGUUUUUUAUGGCGCUUGUAAAAGCGCCGCUAAAGGCCUAAAAAAACGUCGCUAAAAGUCAGUUUUGCUGUAGUGGUCAUUAGGGAUUAUUGUGAUUAUGUGAUCCGAGUCUGGUUUCAGUAUGUCCUACUGGUGGUGAGUAUACCAAGAUAUGUUAUGUUAUUUAACGACUUGUGUGAGCAAAGACCGUGUAGCUACGUCUUGACCCACAGCUUGUGUGAGCAGGCAUGUUGAUAGCUCUAGUGUGAGCAGUAUAUGUGUUAUGAGAUUGAGUUGGUUUCAGGCCAUGAUAUUGGCACUUUGGUGCGAGUUUCUCAUGUAUCCGAUAGUAUUCUGAAUGGUUCAACGGGUAAAUAAAGGACGUGGUUGUGUAUGAAAUUGAUACAAGAUGGUACAGGUAUGUACAUGAACUGUAUAAACUUAAAUCGAAGAAGUUGUGAAGUUCAUAUAUAAGAUUAUGAUUGAAAAUGUGAAAGGUUUGUUAGUUAAAUGAAUUACAUGUUGAUAUGUUCAAAUUGAUAAUUUAUAUAAUCAUGUUAAGAUUGAGUUUAUUUCAUACAAGCUUACUAAGCUAUAAAGCUUAUUUUGUUUAUUUUUCCAUGUUUUAUAGUGACUUUAAAGCUAACUCAAAUUCGGGAAUCGUCGGGGAUUACGUCACACUAUCCAACUAUCAAUUUGGUACUUUUGAACUUAUGUUUUGGUUAUAUGGCAUGUAUAGGUAUUUUGAGUCAUUUUGGUUAUGAGUUGAAAAUGAUUUUGGCUAUUUGAAUUGGGUUGUAAAAGUUUAUAUUUUGGUUUGUAUAUAUAUAGCCAUGAGUGAUGACUUAUUUUGGGUUAUUUUGGUAUGUUUGAAUCAUGUAUAUAUAAAUGUGUAUAUGUUUUAGUGAAA